UCUGGUGGAGGUGGGGAAUGGGGUAUCACCUUUCAGGUUCACUGGACUUGGGCUGAGCCAGGAAGGCACAUUCUUUUGGUGGUAAACUAGAGGUACUGGACAUCAGUUGACUUUCCUGAUAAGAGGUGAUACGGAAUCUGGGGAAAGGAAUCUGGUGCCCCAGUAAGGGACCAACUGAACAGGCCAACACUCCCUCCCAGAGUCGCCUUCAAGCCUGACAGCUGGAGCUCAGGUACCUGCCCUGGAUGAUGUACCUGCCCUCGUUGGGGCUUGUGGGGAGACUAGAGGCUGCUGAUGACAGCAAUUUGGGGCCCUUACAAUUUGCCAGAUCACACCACACAGCCCUCCCAGCCCUCACCCCCGCCUUCCCCAUCCCAUUUGGGGCGGAAGGAAGUGGCAGAUUCUCUUUAAUUUCCUCCUGGCAGUGAGAAGCAAACAAACGGCUACCACAUCUCCUGGGGCCUCCCCCGCUUACUGGGAGGGGCCUUCUGACCAAAGGUCCCUGCCCUGCCUCCGCUUCCUCAGAGGUAAACAUGCUGCUUCUCCUCCCUUUUCCAGGCUGUUUGUGGGGCAGGGGGGGACUCCCCUGUGGGCCAAGGCCGUGUUUCCCACAUCUCCCCUGGGUCAGACUCUCUGCUGUAUGGCCACCUGGCACAGAGUCAGACACUUGUGCCAGCCAGCAGCCCCUGGUCCUGCUGGCCUCUGAGUCAAGGGUUUGGCUGGUGAGGCCUCUGUCUCAAUCCCGGCACUGCCCCUCCCCGCCACCCACACUUGCUCUUCUGUGUGCAGAUAAGCAUACCGCACUACCAGCUGCCUCCCAGGGCCCAUUGCUGUUUGACCUUGGGCAAUUGCUAGUCAUCUCUGGCCCAAGGGCCCUCCUCUGAGAGUAGGAUCAGUUGUCCUCUGCCUGUGUGAGGCUGGCUGAGGAUAACAAGCUGGCCCUGUGAUAGGGCGCUACAUGGCUAAUCGGGUCACUCCAUGCCAGCCUGCCAUAACUAACUCUGCAGACCAGAGUCCCCAGAGAAGGAGUCCCACCCAGCAGAAAGACUGAAGCUUGGUCCAGUCUCAGCACCCUAGCUUUAGGCACAAUUGAUUUCUGAUUUUUUUUUACUAAAAACUGUCUCUAUCAAAAUGCCCUCUUUGCCUUUCCUUAUUCUCCAACUGGAACUGUCAGACAGAGAGGCCCCAGUGGAUCCCCCAGGCACUGAGUCCUAAGAUCCACCUCCCUGGUGGACCUGGGGUGUGAUCUUAGGCCACUUCUCCCACCAGUGUGGUUUCCCUGGAGAAGCAUUUCCUAUGGCAGGGUCAGGUUGAUUUCUGGGCUCCGGGGAAGCAGAGGCAGGGAUAGAGUUCUUCUGUAAUAUUUAUUGAGACUGGAGUGUAGGGGCUCUGAGGGCCCUGGGAAGAGAGCCCUUCACAGGGUAGGCGGUGGGGCGGGGCUUGUGUGUAUUCCAUGACUGAGGAUAUCUGGCAAAGAUUCUGGUUGAAUAUAUUGGUCCUCAAAUGAUUUCACUUUAGCACAUCUCCAUGGUGCCUCUGUGGUCUUGAAGUAACCUGCCAUGGCCUGGGGCCCACUGGGAGGGCCGAGUCAGGCCUGAGAGCUCUGCCCACUGUUCUCACCAUGUCUAUGUCAAACUAGACCUUUUAGACUCCCAAACCCCUCCCUGGGCUAGUAGCCGCAACACUUAUCCAUCUAUUCCAGCCAGCUUGAUUGAGGAUUUCCCCUUAGCUCAUCACAUUUGGGGACAAAUGGUUCUGAUAUGAGCAUGAGAGGAAAGGAUGAGUAUGGCUGGAGAGGGUGGCAGGUCUUCCAAAGCCACAGCAAGAAGACUGCACUGUGUGCAAAGAAUCUCUUGUGGCCACAGUCCCACACAUUUAGGUCCUUCCAGGUGUUACUUCUGCUCAGAACUCUUCCCUGGCUCUCUGAGACUGCCCUCUGGACCAAGUCCCAACUUCUCAGCCUGGCAUUUGAGGACAAAGUGCUGACCCUGUCUUCUCAGCUCAGCACCCUGUGCUGACUUCAGCAACUAAGUUUCUGAGAUUGUAAUUGGCUGGUCUUAUUCUCUCCACCCAGAUUUGGAGCUGCUCAAGGGCAAUUCUCAUGUCCUGUGGCUGCUUUGCACAGGGGUAGGGAGGGAGCAGGCACAGAAGAUGAAUCAAACAAGAGUUUUCAUUCUUGGGGAGAUGUGGCAUGGAGAGGAAGAAUUUUUCUAAAUUUCGACUUUCCUCCAAGGCUCCUAUGUCCCCUGAUGUGGAACAAGAGGCUGGGCUGGGCUGGUCUAAGCUAUACCAUCCCAUGCCUCAGAGGCAUGAGCAGAGCUUUUGACAAUUGGAGCUUAGGGCCAGGCCUGUGGCAGCUGAUGAAAAGGGUGGCUUCCUCUAAUUCUCAGUCCUGGCUGGCAUUCACACAGGAAGGGGAGAGCAUGUACAGAGACCCACACAGUCCUUGUCUACCCUGGGGUUCUAUCUACUGCACUGGUCCUGUGGGCCUCCUGGUUCCACAGGGCUCUCAAAGGGCUCAAGGCAGGUCCAGAUAACCUCCUGCAGAAGCUUUGGAACUGGCCUGAGGAAGAGCUUAUAGGGGAAGGUGCUGGCACUAGCUGGGGAAAAGAGGUAGAAAGAGUAUGUAUGUUGGUGUGGUAGGUGGACAGGCUCCUUCGGCUUCUUCAUAGCCUGCAGAGCUCCUGGCCAUUGCUGCCUUUCUUACAAAGAUGGUGACUUUUUCCUGCAGUUGGUGCCCACACCUGCCCCAGCCCUCAUCAUUCCAUGCUAGAUUCUCAGUUUAUCCCAGACCAGAAACCCACCUCACAACAACAUGACCUCUUCUAAGUGUUCUCCAGGUGCUCAGUGGCUGGGAACACAGAUGUAUCACUGAACAUUUGAUCAGUGGGUGAGUUUUUCAAGCCAUCUAUAGCUUCUCUGUGGUCCUUUCCCAGCAGGGGGCUGACACCCAGGGACUCCCUCCUGCCUCCCCUCUAGCCUGAUGGACUGAGUCCCUGACUCAGGGGAAGUCAUAUCUGGAGGGAAGAGGGACUGGCCAUUUUCUCAAUCCAGAUGACAACCUGGUGGGGAGGGAAACACACUCUGAAGUUGCUUUAAUUUUUAUUGAGAGGGGGAGGUGAGCUGGCCAAGCAUCUGGGAACUUAUACUAUAUCAGGAUUGUGUUACAUGUGGUAUUUACUAGUGGACAGGCCAGAGGUGAUGUGGCAUUUGGGCUUUAAAUUCCACACUUGGGCCCUAAAGGUUGUAGAUCCUCUGAAGGCAGGACAGUUUAUUGGAAAGGAUGUUCUACCCACCUAAUGCCAUUUGCUCCUUCUCCUUGACCAUUUGUCUUCUCCUUCUAACUUCACCCACCUUCCCCUACCCUAGUCGAAUCCAGUGAUCCAUCCAGAAUUCUGACCAUGUAAAUCCCCUGCUCUAAACCCUUCCAGGACUCCCUACCACCCUCAGGAUAAAGUCCAGACACCUUGCAGUGGCCUGCAGCACUCUGCCCACUCAUCAAACUUCACCUUUGGCUUCUGCUCACUGCAGGUACUUUCUGAUUUCCAACUUUUUGGAAAUCUGUUCUCUGCCUGGAACAAACCUUCCUUACCUCUUACCCAUUUCUCUAAUUCCUACUCACCUCUGUUGAGGCCUUGCAGCCAGAGGGGUUAUGAACUUUCUCUGAACUCCUGACACAACCCUAAUCUCAGUAGGGUUAUAAUAAUAGGUACAGUAAUUAUAGACUUGCUGAUCUCCUCUCCCCCAGUCCUGAAGGGAGACUAAUUUAUCUCUGAAUUCCUAGGUCCAGCACAGGUACAGCUACAGAGCAGUGAGCAGGAAUGACCAAACACUGAGCAAGAUGAACAUCUCACAUGCUGUGGACAUUCCCUGUUCUGACCUGAGGCCUAAUUGGCCUUCUUUAGGGCUCCCUGGUAGAACAGGUUAUCAGUCCAGAUCUUGAGCCAGAUGAUUGUGCAUCCAUUUACAUCUUUAAUGUAGAUCCACCUCCAUCUACUUUAAACUCACCACUUUGCUUACCACAUCAUGGAUUACCGUCUCACUCUUCUGUUUUGUCACCAUCGUUUCAGCUCCAAGGUCACAAAAACUAUGAAGGCACUUGUGAGAUUCCUGAAUCUAAGUAUAGCCCAUUAGGUGGUCCCAAACCCUUUGAGUGCCCAAGUAUUCAAAUUACAUCUAUCUCUCCUAACUGUCAUCAAGAAAUAGAUGCACAUGAAGAUGACCCACACAUAAAUGAUCCAGAAAGGGAAUAUUUGGAAAGGCCUUCUAGAGAUCAUCUCUAUCUUCCUCUUGAGCCAUCCUACCGGGAGUCUUCCCUUAGUCCUAGUCCUGCCAGCAGCAUCUCUUCUAGGAGCUGGUUCUCAGAUGCAUCUUCUUGUGAAUCUCUUUCACACAUUUAUGAUGAUGUGGACUCGGAGUUGAAUGAAGCUGCGGCCCGGUUUACCCUUGGAUCCCCUCUGACUUCUCCUGGUGGCUCUCCAGGAGGCUGCCCUGGAGAAGAAUCCUGGCAUCAACAGUAUGGACUUGGACACUCCUUGUCACCUAGGCAAUCUCCUUGCCAUUCUCCUAGAUCCAGUGUCACUGAUGAGAAUUGGUUGAGCCCCAGACCAGCUUCAGGACCCUCAUCAAGGCCCACUUCUCCCUGUGGGAAGCGGCGGCACUCCAGUGCUGAAGUGUGUUAUGCUGGGUCCCUUUCACCCCAUCACUCACCCGUUCCUUCUCCUGGUCACUCCCCCAGGGGAAGUGUGACAGAAGAUACCUGGCUCAAUACUUCUGUCCAUAGUGGAUCAGGCCUUGGCCCUGUGCUUUUUCCGUUUCAGUACUGUGUAGAGACUGAUAUCCCUCUGAAAACAAGGAAGACUUCUGAAGAUCAAGCUGCCAUACUACCAGGAAAAUUAGAGCUCUGUUCAGAUGACCAAGGGAGUUUAUCACCAUCCCGGGAAACUUCAUUAGAUGAUGCCCUUGGAUCUCAGUAUCCUUUAAAGAAAGAUUCAUCUGGUGACCAAUUUCUUUCAGUUCCUUCACCCUUUACCUGGAGCAAACCAAAGCCUGGCCACACCCCUAUAUUUCGCACAUCUUCAUUACCUCCACUAGACUGGCCUUUACCAACUCAUUUUGGACAGUGUGAACUGAAAAUAGAAGUGCAACCUAAAACUCAUCAUCGAGCCCAUUAUGAAACUGAAGGUAGCCGAGGGGCAGUAAAAGCAUCUACUGGGGGACAUCCUAUUGUGAAGCUCCUGGGCUACAGUGAAAAGCCGAUAAAUCUACAGAUGUUUAUUGGAACAGCAGAUGAUCGGUAUUUACGACCUCAUGCAUUUUACCAGGUGCAUCGAAUCACUGGGAAGACAGUUGCUACUGCAAGCCAAGAGAUAAUAAUUGCCAGCACAAAAGUUCUGGAAAUUCCACUUCUUCCUGAAAACAAUAUGUCAGCCAGUAUUGACUGUGCAGGUAUUUUGAAACUCCGCAAUUCAGAUAUAGAACUUCGAAAAGGAGAAACUGAUAUCGGCAGAAAGAAUACUAGAGUACGACUUGUAUUUCGUGUACACAUCCCACAGCCCAAUGGAAAAGUCCUUUCUCUACAGAUAGCUUCUAUACCUGUGGAGUGCUCCCAGCGAUCUGCUCAAGAACUUCCUCAUAUUGAGAAGUACAGUAUCAACAGCUGUUCUGUAAAUGGAGGUCAUGAAAUGAUUGUGACUGGAUCUAAUUUUCUUCCAGAAUCCAAAAUCAUUUUCCUUGAAAAAGGACAAGAUGGACGACCUCAGUGGGAGGUAGAAGGGAAAAUAAUCAGGGAAAAAUGUCAAGGGGCUCACAUUGUCCUUGAAGUUCCUCCAUAUCAUAACCCAGCAGUUACAGCUGCAGUGCAGGUGCACUUUUAUCUUUGCAAUGGCAAGAGGAAAAAAAGCCAGUCUCAACGUUUUACUUACACACCAGUUUUGAUGAAACAAGAACGCAGAGAAGAGAUUGAUUUGACCUCAGUUCCAUCUUUGCCUAUGCCUCAUCCUGCCCAAACCCAGAGGCCUGCCUCUGAUCCGGGGCACCCACAUGACAGUGUACUGUCAACACACAGAAGUUUGGUGUGUCCCAUCCAGCAAGCAUAUGCAUCCAUGGUAACCUCAUCCCAUCUGCCACAGUUGCAGUGUAGGGAUGAGAGUGCUGGUAAAGGACAACAUAUGAUACCUUCUCCAGUUGUACACCAGCCUUUUCAAGUCACACCAACACCUCCUGUGGGGUCUUCCUAUCAGCCUAUGCAAACUAAUGUUGUGUACAAUGGACCAACUUGUCUUCCUAUUAAUGCUGCCUCUAAUGAAGAUUUUGAUCCAAUUUUGUUUCAGCAGGAUGUAGCUCUUCCUAGUUUAGUAAAUCUUGGCUGUCAACCUCUGUCAUCCAUACCAUUUCAUUCUUCAAAUUCAGGCGCAACAGGACAUCUCUUAGCACAUACACCUCAUUCUGUGCAUGCCCCGCCUCAUCUGCAGUCAAUGGGAUACCAUUGUUCAAAUACAGGACAAAGAUCUCUUUCUUCUCCAGUGGCUGACCAGGUUACAGGUCAGCCUUCUUCUCAGUUACAGCCUAUUACAUACGGUCCUUCACAUCCAGGGUCAGCUACAACAGCUUCCUCAGCAACCUCUCAUCCUCUGGCUAGUUCACCACUCUCUGGGCCACCAUCUCCUCAACUGCAGCCUAUGCCUUACCAAUCUCCUAGCUCAGGAACUGCCUCAUCACCAUCUCCAGACACAAGAAUGCAUUCUGGAGAGCACUCAACUCAAGCACAGAAUACAGGCCAGAGAGGUCUUUCUGCAUCUUCAUCCUUAAUAUGUCAAAGCUUGUGUGAUCCAGCUUUAUUUCCACCUGAUGGGGCAACUGUGAGCAUUAAACCUGAACCUGAAGAUCAGGAGCCUCACUUUGCAACCAUUGGUCUACAGGACAUCACAUUAGAUGAUGUGAAUGAGAUAAUUGGGAGAGAUAUGUCCCAGAUUUCUGUUUCCCAAGGAACAGGGGUGAGCAGACAGGCUCCCCUCCCGGAUCCCGAAUCCCUGGAUUUAGGAAGAUCCGUCGGGCUCUAACAGUGCUCACUACAACCUUGUUUCUACCACCAACUUCUCAGUGUGUUUCUCUCCCUGGACCUUGAGUUUCCAGCUCUGCAGCCUUCAGGACUGGCAUCAGAAGUUGGACUUGCCAUUGUGGGGAAAGGAGCAUUCCUCCACCUCAGGCCUUGGGUAGAUUUUGUAAAAGAACAGGAACAGCAUAGGCUGUUUGAGCUUGGGAAAAUGAGCUUUGCUUUUUAUAUUUAAAUAGGAUACUUUUAUAUGAUGGGUGCUUUGAGAGUGAAUGCAGCAGGCUGUCCAUUUCAGAGGUGCUGCUUUUGCAGGUGACCUGGUUACUUAGCUAGGAUUGGUGAUUUAUACUGCUUUGUGGUCAUUUGAAGGGCCCUUUAGUUUUGAUGAUAUUUUAAAAAUAGGAACUUUUGAUAAAACCUUCCAGAGGCAAACAAAAACAAAAAAAAAGAGAAAAAA
This is a messenger RNA of Microcebus murinus (gray mouse lemur), 7511 nucleotides long. Lineage: Eukaryota; Metazoa; Chordata; Mammalia; Primates; Cheirogaleidae. The record is from RefSeq and is a predicted model, not a curated record.